This is a messenger RNA of Lottia gigantea (owl limpet), 999 nucleotides long. RefSeq lists its product as hypothetical. Bases 1 to 999 code for a protein of 332 amino acids. Gene Ontology annotation, cellular component: external side of plasma membrane. Gene Ontology annotation, molecular function: carbohydrate binding. NCBI's taxonomy places the organism in Eukaryota, Metazoa, Mollusca, Gastropoda, Lottiidae. The record is from RefSeq and is a predicted model, not a curated record. Gene Ontology annotation, biological process: biological process involved in interspecies interaction between organisms. The transcript is spliced from 6 exons.
AUGAAGUUUGAGAUUGUGAUAUUUAUGGUUGUAUUUCCUGGAUAUCUUCAAGCGGGCUCAGGUGAAAGCAACAGAAAGAGUUUUAAUGAAGCUGUAGAAGAUUGUAAUAAUCAAGGUUUAGAAUUAUUAACAUUGUCAACAUAUCGGCAGUAUCUAGAUGUUAAGCAGUAUUUAAAUGCUUACUCAGUGGAUGAUUCAUGGUUGGCAUUAGAAAAAAACACAACGACUGGUAACUAUCAGUGGUUAAAUGGACGAGUUCUAACAGAGUUGAGAUGGGGAACAGGAGAACCUAGGAACUAUACUGUAGCUGAUUGUGGUGUGAUGAAUGUAUCUUCUAGACUCUGGUAUACUCUACCCUGUACAGACAGUAGAUAUUAUCUUUGUGUUGGAUCAGAUGGUUAUUCUGUCGGUAGCAUUAGUGUUGAUUUCUACACAGCAGUUCUUAACUGUCAAUCUGAAGGCAGACGACUUCCGGUAGCCAUUACUAAUCUCGAUACAAAGUGGUUGAAUAAUGUUAUUACCAAUGCUGGAAUAUAUGGCGACAUCUGGCUGGGUUUAAUAGAAUACGGAACACAAUAUGGCGAUUACUAUAGAUGGGUAACAGGAGAACACCUUACACCACCUUACCACUGGUGGACAAAUAGUGGCCGAUAUGCCAGGGUUCACUACCAUCACGGUGGAGGUGAAGGGUUUCACAUUAGUUCCGCUAGCCAGAGAGAAUUUAUUUGUAUGCCGAAAUCUACAGAAACUGCUGCUGUGGGCCGUAGUCUAGAUAAGUUUAUGCUGGUGUCCUAUACUGCAGUUGUACUGAAUUCCAUCAGGAAAACAACAACCAUCAACACUUUAAGACGAUUUCAGUGUGCUCUAAAGUGUCUACAAGAUACUGGUUGUAUACAGUAUACUAUUCAAGGUUAUCUGUGUAGAACAUUUGGUGAAAGUCUGGUCAUCACCGACAAUAGUCGAGGACACAUGUUGUGGCAAAAAAAAGUUAUAUCUUAA